CUCCAUACUGUCUUCACUGACUGGCAGCAAUGGCGCCCCAAGAUUUUAGGCAGGGGACUUUCCCAGCCGCCCCUGGAGAUGCUGCCGGGGACUGAGCACAGAACCUUCUGCAUACCAAGCAGGUGCUCUGCGCCAUUGACCUCGGACCACCUCUCCAAGCAGAGAGGAUGUUGCGCCUGAUCCAGCGAGGGAUGGGGCUCAAGUGGUGGAGACAGCUGUGGGCCAAAUCCAGUCUCAGGCUGCUGCCUCCCUCCUAUGCUGUGCCUGACCAGAAAGGGAGCUAUUCCAGCCAUGCCAAGAAGGAAUCAACAUCCUUUGUCACAAACAUAUUCAAUGGGCACCUGGCCCCCGAGAAUGUCUUCCCCUUCCCUUCAGUUCUCUCCCCGGAGCAAGCGCAGGCCCUGCAGGCCAUGGUGGAUCCCUGCACCCGCUUCUUCCAGGAAGUGAACGACCCAGCUGCCAACGAGGAGCUGGAGACCAUCCAGGAGGAGACCCUGGCCGGCCUCAAGGACAUGGGCUGCUUUGGCCUCCAGGUGCCCGAGGAGCUGGGGGGCAUCGGGCUCACCAACACGCAGUACGCCCGCAUGGUGGAGGUGGUCGGGAUGCACGACCUCGGGGUGGGCAUCGCCCUGGGUGCCCACCAGUCCAUCGGCUUCAAGGGGAUCCUGCUCUUUGGCACAAAAAGCCAGAAGGAGAAAUACCUGCCCAAGUUGGCAACUGGCGAGGUUCACGCGGCCUUCUGCCUGACGGAGCCGUCGAGCGGGUCCGACGCCGCCUCCAUCCAGACGACGGCGGAGCUCAGUCCCUGCGAGCGCUAUUACACCCUCAAUGGGGGCAAGAUCUGGAUCAGCAACGGCGGCACCGCCGAGAUCUUCACGGUCUUCGCCAAGACGCGCGUCAAGGACGUGACGACGGGCGAGGAGAAGGACAAGAUCUCGGCCUUCAUCGUCGAGAGGGCCUUCAAGGGCGUCACCAGCGGCCCCCCGGAGCAGAAGAUGGGCAUCAAGUGCUCCAACACGGCCGAGGUGCACUUCGACGGCGUGCAGGUGCCGGCGGAGAACCUGCUGGGCGGCCUGGGGCGCGGCUUCCAGGUGGCCAUGCACAUCCUCAACAACGGCCGCUUCGGGAUGGCCUCGGCGCUGGCCGGCACCAUGCGCGGCGUCCUCCGCAAGGCGGUGGAGCACGCGGCCAACCGGCGGCAGUUCGGGAGCGCCCUGAGCCGCUUUGGCGCCAUCCAGGAGAAGCUGGCGCGCAUGGCGAUGCUGCUCUACGUGACCGAGGCCAUGGCUUACGUGCUGAGUGCCAACAUGGACAUGAAGGUGCCCGACUACCGCCUGGAGGCCGCCAUCAGCAAGAUCUUCGCCUCGGAAGCAGCCUGGACAGUGACCGAUGAAGCCAUCCAGAUCCUGGGCGGGAUGGGCUACAUGAAGGAGACGGGAGUGGAGAAAGUCCUGCGAGACUUAAGGAUCUUCCGCAUCUUUGAGGGCACCAACGACAUCCUCCGCCUGUUUGUGGCGCUGGGGGGCAUGAAGCAUGCUGGAGAGGAGCUGCAGCGCCUGCAGAAGUCCCUUUCCAAUCCGGUGGGGAAGGUGGAAGCCCUCUGCAAGGAGAUUGUCAUGAGAGCCAAGCGCCAGGAGGGACAGCCCACAGACUCCCUGGUUUACUCUCCAUCAACCUUCUGAUUUCUAUCUUGAAUGUCCAGCUGACAGUUCUGUUCCUCUUCCAAGUUCUGCACAUCU
This is a messenger RNA of Podarcis raffonei (Aeolian wall lizard), 1739 nucleotides long. RefSeq names its product very long-chain specific acyl-CoA dehydrogenase, mitochondrial-like. The record is from RefSeq and is a predicted model, not a curated record. NCBI's taxonomy places the organism in Eukaryota, Metazoa, Chordata, Lepidosauria, Squamata, Lacertidae. The transcript is spliced from 15 exons. Bases 168 to 1682 code for a protein of 504 amino acids. Gene Ontology annotation, molecular function: flavin adenine dinucleotide binding; fatty-acyl-CoA binding; very-long-chain fatty acyl-CoA dehydrogenase activity.